This is a messenger RNA of Truncatella angustata, 333 nucleotides long. RefSeq lists its product as uncharacterized. The transcript has a single exon. Gene Ontology annotation, molecular function: transmembrane transporter activity. The record is from RefSeq and is a predicted model, not a curated record. The annotation marks the transcript as partial. Lineage: Eukaryota; Fungi; Ascomycota; Sordariomycetes; Amphisphaeriales; Sporocadaceae. Gene Ontology annotation, biological process: transmembrane transport.
AGUUUUCUCAUCACCAGCACCAGCAUCCAUCUCAACAAUGGCAGGCACUUAGACAUAUACGGCCGCAAAGCCACACUGGCCAUGGCGCUUUCCAUCAUGGGCGUCGAUAACUUCACAUCUGGCUUUUCCUCAACACCUUUAGAGCUGCUUCCCACGCGUGCAAUCAAGGGCUUUGGCGCAAGGGCCAUCCGUGCGUUCGUACAGAUUGUCUUCGCGGAUAUCACAAGGCCGAAGCAGCGGGACUCCUACUUGGAUAUGGUCGGGACUGUGGUAGCCUUCGGGAAUGAACUGGGCCCUCUCAUCAGAGGUACACUUACACGCAUAUUAGUGUGA